Messenger RNA from Portunus trituberculatus (swimming crab), 5613 nucleotides. RefSeq names its product cholinephosphotransferase 1-like (gene bbc). The coding region runs from base 446 to 1786 and encodes 446 amino acids. The transcript is spliced from 10 exons. Gene Ontology annotation, molecular function: diacylglycerol cholinephosphotransferase activity; ethanolaminephosphotransferase activity. NCBI's taxonomy places the organism in Eukaryota, Metazoa, Arthropoda, Malacostraca, Decapoda, Portunidae. The record is from RefSeq and is a predicted model, not a curated record. Gene Ontology annotation, biological process: phosphatidylethanolamine biosynthetic process. Gene Ontology annotation, cellular component: endoplasmic reticulum membrane; Golgi apparatus.
GGAACUACGCAACACGUCGGUCGUCGUUCAGCCAUAUUUUCGUUGUUGUUUAUCAGCUGAGCAGUGGCGGAGUGAGGGUCGCGGCCACUUCCUCGCCACUCCUGGCUCAUUCCUCCCUCACUGCAGGCGCUCAUUCAGGCAGUUUGCGUAUUACAUGGUGUAGUGGAGACCAGGCAAGAGAACACAGUGACAGCGGGAGUGAGGAUGCGAGAGGGAGUGCCGCUGCUGUAGGUGCUGGCAGGGGAGGCACAAGUGAUGUCUUAGGAAGCUCAGGAGGGGACGGAGACAAACCUGCAGAACAAUCCCUCCAGUGGCUCUGUGUGUGACUACCCUGAGAGCAGCAAGGCACAUAGACACAAGGGGACUGGUGCAUGCUGACAGUGAGACAGGGGAGUGCCAGUGGGUGUGCCAGGAAGCUGUUUUGUCAAGUGCGAGUGAAGGCACCAUGGGGCAGUUGUCAGAAACGCAGCUGCGGCGACUGGAGGAACAUCGGUAUUCGUGCGCCUCCACCUCCCUCAUGGACCCGCUGAUGCAGAAGUGGUGGUGCUGGCUGGUGGAGCAGUGUCCCCUCACCCUGGCCCCAAACCUCAUCACCAUCACGGGCCUCAUCAUCAACAUCAUCACCUCACUGGUCCUAUGCUACUACAGCCCGGAUGCCAAGCAGGAGGUGCCACGAUGGGCCUGCUUCAUGUGUGCCUUCGGACUCUUUGUGUACCAGAGUCUUGACGCCAUCGACGGCAAGCAGGCGCGGCGCACAGGCACGUCCUCCCCCCUGGGUGAGCUGUUUGACCACGGCUGUGACUCUCUCUCCACUGUGUUUGUGUCGCUGGGUGUGUGCUGCUCGGUGCGGCUCGGGACACUCCCCUACUGGAUGUUCUUCCAGUGCAUGAUGGCGGUGACUCUGUUCUACUGUGCACACUGGCAAACCUAUGUGUCAGGCACUUUGCGGUUUGGGAUGGUGGACGUGACAGAGGCUCAGUUCGGAGUGAUGGCCAUCCACCUCAUAUCCGUCAUCUUUGGCUCUGAUUUCUGGUCCUUGGAGGUCCCUGUGCUGUGGCGACCCCUCAAGUGUGUCCCCACCAUGAUUGGGGUUGUCGCUGCCAUCGUGGCCCUCUAUAACAAUUUUAAGAUAAUUUUGGUAGAGAGGGGUGCUGGCCGCAAUGGGUCAACUGUUGCUCUGCCGUACUUGGAGAUAUCAGUUCAGUACGUAUUAGUGUGGGGGAUCCUGGUGUUCCAGCUGAUCUUGGGGUACCUCUACAUGUGUGAUGUUCCCUACUCGGGUGCAGGCAAGAAUGGCUCCACUGUUGCUGGUACCAGUGUGUUGUCUCCUGUUGUGCCACUCAUCUACAUCCUAGCACCAGCUGUCCUCAUCGCCUGGAAGAGUCCUGAGAACCUGUACCUGCAGAACCCCAUUGUUUACUUGCUCACCUUUGGCUGUGUGUCUGCUCGUGUCACUAACAGACUGGUGGUGGCUCACAUGACCAAGAGUGAGAUGGCGUACAGCGACGCCUCACUGCUGGGUCCCGGUGCACUCUUCCUCAACCAGUACUUCAACUGCCCUAUCCCUGAGAGGACCUUACUUUAUGUUGUGUGUGUGUAUGUGAUGUAUGACGUGGUGAAGUACUGCCGGCAGGUGUGUCUAGAGAUCUGCCAGCACCUCAAGAUCAUGCUGUUCACCAUCGUGCCGCGGUGUCCACCCGCCUCAGGACACGGCUCAGAAAAGAAUGGCAGCAGUUCCACCACGAAGUACAUGACUCGCAGCAUAAGUAAAGCAAAAAGCCAUUAAGAUUUUGUGAGAGAUUAUAUAAAUACUAUAUAUAUAAAUGAAAAGCACUGCUACAUUACAGAGUAUUUGGGUUAACCUGUUGCAUAGGGUGAUUGUGUUUUAUGAUGUGUUGAAUUGCUGCCUGGCUAGCAAGGUUAUGACUGGUGUGUGGUGGUGCUUCCCUGCUGUGGCCAAGGCUGCAUUGGGGACAGGGCCACCAGAUCCAACUGUAGUAUUAGUCUGGUUACUUACAAGAGCACUUUAUCCAAUAUUUACUAAUUGAGUGACCAUUCCAAAUGUUUUCCAAAAUUUUGUGUGUUUUGGAGAGUUGAAAUUUACAGUUUGAGUUGCAGCUUCAAUUUUACUCUUCUAGGUUUCCCAAUUCCUUGUUUUCUUUUGGGCCAGUUUGCAUAGUUGUGAAAAUUCUUGAGUUUAUUAGUUUGCUGAACACUGUGGAUGUGAGGAAGAUGGUGGCGGUGGUGGUGUGGUGGUGGUGGUGGUGGUGGUGGUGGUGGUGGUGGUGGCAGAGUCAGUACUACAACCCCUUAGCAUUACCAGACUACUACUUGCCUUAGAGUUGUAGCCAUCACAGUCACCUCCUUGAUUCAGAGCACAUCCCUAAUCCUCUCAUGAUGUAGGAAGUAGAAGUAGCCAUCAGGACCCUCGCAUUAAGUUUACACCCCUUGCAGAUACACACACAUGCACACACACACACACACAAACACACACGAUUCUUGUGCUAUAUUUAUUAACUUUAUUUGAACAAAGGGUUCCAACCUCAUUUAUUCUGGAUAUCAGUCUUGUCAUUAGUCCUUAUUGUAUUUUAUUAUCAUCAUCAUCAUGACCAUUAGUGUUGUUAUCACUAUUCUGUAGGAGAGCUUUAUAUUUUAAGUGAGAGAGACUUUAUUAUUGUGAAGAACAUGCUUACUUUCUCUGUGCCUUCUGGCCUGGAGUGUACAGGGUGGGAGAAAGUGGUAGUGGUGGCUAGCAUGUGUUGGGACUGCCAGAAGGGGUUGCUGGUGGUAGGGUUGAUAAAAGUGUUUGUGUUGCGUGUGGGGGUUGCAGUGCUAGUUUGUGUUUGAGGCUUGGGGAGUGUUGCGUUGUAUGUGGAGGUUGCGAGAGUAUUAGCCAGUGUGAUUGUGUUACCAUGCAUCCCAGCUCACAGGGUGAUAGAUUACAUAAAGUGGUUUCAUAAGUUGUAACCUUCAGAACUUGACACUGUUAAUUUUUCAGUGUAUUAGGAAAACCAGCCAAGGGAAAAAGACUAAAAGAACCCACUCGAACUGUUCCCAAAAAAGAAACAAUGAGAAGAUCUAAGAGAAAGAAAGACCAAUUUGCUUUUUUUUUUUUAUUGUCUUAAUACAAAUCUCGUGAAGCAGCAUUUUACUUUUGGCACAUAAGGCAUUCCUGUUUGAGCCUUGUAUCAUGUUCAAAAUGUCAUGUUGGGAGCUGGGGUAUAUUGUAACAGGUAAGAGCAUUGGCUGGUGGGGGGAGGGGCAGGAAGAGAGUGCAGUGAUUUGGGAGAAGUAUAGUAUUUUGUGUGUGAAUGUAAUGGUGGUUUGGAGAAGGUUAGCUGGGAAGGUGUUAAGGAUACAGUGAAGUGUGGUCGUCAUACUCUCUGGGUGCUCUCUUGGUUCACCUUCUGCUUAGCAUUUUAGCUUUAUCUCUGUGGCUUGACACAAAUCUUCAGUGUGUGAAAUGAGACACCAAGCUGGGAACCUCACCCAUGACAGGUUGCUGACUGACUCCCUCUUUGCUCAGGUGUGGAAGGUGUGGAUACCUGACUUGCUUCCUUUUAUCUGCUGUUAUAAUCAUUCUUAGUUUAUUUUUGUUCAUGAUGAAGAUUGAGUUUUGAAGUGUUAGCUCUAGAAGAAAAGAGUUUUUGUCAUGAGAAAAGUGAAGUAAAAAAUAAUGAUGAUGGAAGAAGUUAAUACUCAGUUAGUCUUCCAACUGUACCUUUGUAUAAGAAUGUUAUGUUUGAAUAGCCAAUGCAUUUUGGAUACAAAAAUCUGUUUAGGCACAGGGAGGUGAGAAGGUGGUGGUGCAGCAGAGGUGUGGCUUGGUGUGGCCAGCAGGCUCCUUCAGUGCCACAGGGAGCCACUCAUGUGUUCUCCUAGUGUUGGUUGUAGGUCAUAAGAUAUUGAUAUUCCUGCACUUCCUGGUUUUCUACACAACAUUAGGUUUUGGUGGUAAAUGUCCUCAUCAGGGUCUUGGUCUUUUAUUUCUCUAGUAUUUUGUUAUCAUAUCAUGGUCCAAAUUACUUUUAUUGUUCAGUUGAUAAAGAUGUUCAUCAUUUGAACAGUUGUCAGUGAAAUUAGUUCAUAUGAAUCAGGAUGUACAGUGUUGUUGAAACUUUUGUCUACUUGCUUCCUUCUCUGAAAGUUUUGUCUUGGUUACUGUGGUUGUGUUUGCAAGUAGCUUUUCUUCAUAUAUAUAUAUAUAUAUAUAUAUAUAUAUAUAUAUAUAUAUAUAUAUAUAUAUAUAUAUAUAUAUAUAUAUAUAUAUAUAUAUAUAUAUAUAUAUAUAUAUAUAUAUAUAUAUAUAUAUAUAUAUAUAUAUAUAUAACUCCCUGUGAUAGGCCAGUAGGCUGUCUUCACCCCACAGAUCCCUUCCUGUCUGUGUCCUGGUUGACGUUAUAUGAUUGGAAACAAAGACAUAGAUUUCAUAUGAAAUUUUUCCAUGAAUGUUUAUGUUACAACAUACAAAUGUGCAUUUUGAUGAGAACAUGAUACAUUUCAAACUGAAGACAUGCCUCUCAAUAAGUGUGUGUAUCUUAUUGGAACAGUGAGGCUGCACGUCACACUGGAGACACUCUUUGUGCCGGUGUUAGUGCAUCCAUCCACGUCAGGCUCAGACUCCCGUGUCACAGUCAUGAUGUAAAUCUCUUCAGUUUUGUUGUACCUUUCUAAGUGAAGACUUGUUAUACAUUUGUAGCAACCAUGGCAUUUUGUAGAAGUCACUUGCAGUCAGCAUUUGUUUAUCCUAUUUAUCCAGUGUUACUAAGUUAUGUUACUUCUGUGCAUUACUAGUGAGUUAUGUUGUUAUUCCCUUGAUGCAUCGAUGCCAAGCUGUCAAUGAACAAAGCAAUAGAACUCUUCCUCUGAGAACACAGGAAUACACCGUCAUGUAUACACUUGCUGUUCACUGUUUUAAUAUUCUUAUUCUUAACAAACUCAUUUUAUUUACAAUUGUCAUCUUGGAUAAUUUUUACCUUGAUCUUCGUAGGAUGAGAAUAAAACUGUUAUUUACUUAGAUUAUUCAUAUUAAUUUGCCAAGAAAUGAAGAAGCAUGUAAUGUAAUGCUAAUUGUUUUACAGUAGUGUGGAGUCAUUGUUUGCUGUGUAAUGAACAAUAAUUGGGGAAACAAUAGAAAACAUGUAGAAUUACUCAAGCAAGCUGCAAUUCUGUACUCAGCACCAAACAGAGAAGAGGAGGUAACACACACACACACACACACACACACACACACACACACACACAGGAGACUUAGCAAGCUUGACAAAACCCUGUAAACACACACACACACACACUAUGGUACUGUUGCAUGCAGAGUUUGUGCUGUGUAAGGUAAAUAAGACAAAGAAGCAAAAUGCGUGUAGCUGGAAUUAACAUGAAAGUCAGACACUCCUGUAAGGCGAAGGUGGCCUGGUUGGGCUGGCUGAUGAGUACUUUAAUUCUCAGCUGUCAUCACUCUCAUCUUUUUUUUUUUUUUUUUUUUUUUUGUAGCUGAGACAAAAUUAUUAAUUGUAAAUACACACGUCAUUGUAAACACUUCCCCCACUCCCCCAUAUAUAUAUUUUUCCAGUGACCAGAUAUGUUGUGAAGCAAAUAUAUCGUGAUAACAGAUAA